This is a messenger RNA of Doryrhamphus excisus (bluestripe pipefish), 3019 nucleotides long. RefSeq names its product sema domain, immunoglobulin domain (Ig), transmembrane domain (TM) and short cytoplasmic domain, (semaphorin) 4Ba (gene sema4ba). Gene Ontology annotation, molecular function: semaphorin receptor binding; chemorepellent activity. Gene Ontology annotation, cellular component: plasma membrane. Gene Ontology annotation, biological process: negative chemotaxis; axon guidance; positive regulation of cell migration. NCBI's taxonomy places the organism in Eukaryota, Metazoa, Chordata, Actinopteri, Syngnathiformes, Syngnathidae. The record is from RefSeq and is a predicted model, not a curated record.
GCCCAGUCCAGCCACACGGUGUCAGAGAGGAGAAGAGAACGAGAUAGAGUGCGUGGAGCCGCUCAGUCAGAGCUGUCAUUGAGCAUAUACUGCUGCUUUCUGUGGAUUUUUUUCCCCUUUAGCUGUUUCGAGGUUGAAGAAAGGAGUUUUGGGUUCAUGGCUGACAAGAGUAUAUCAGAGGGAGCCUGCCUUGUUGUGUAUGCAUGGAGUCUGCCCAUAGAAAGCUGAGGUGCACGCCGUCCCUCCAAACCAGCAUCCCUUGCAAACACGAGGGUGUGCCCGAAACUGCUUAGGCCUUUCUUUCAAGGCGCCCGGAGCUGUCUGAGGAGAGAGACGGACGGGAGCAAGGCAGGGGGAAAAAAAAAACACGCUAACUUUUGAUGAAUUCCACCAAAACCUGAAAGUCAAAUAGAGGGCUGCUUGUCCCGGGGAGACAUGUGGACAAUAAGGAUGGCCUGCCUCUGUCUCCAAGUCUUCACUCUUUUACUUCUUAUUUCUCUUCAUUUGGCUGCUGCCGAGCAUGAUGUCACUCCACGCCUCACCUUCUCUUAUGAUGCAAACGAGAGGGCAUCCAGAAGUUUCUCAGUCAGAGGGGUCUUCAACUUCACAUCUCUGCUGCUUAGUAAAGAAGAUAACAAGCUGUACAUUGGCGCUCGAGAACUUCUGUUCGCUCUCAACUUGUCAGACAUCAGCGAAAUGACACUGCACAGAAAUCUCACAUGGAAAACUCCAGACAGGAAGCGAGACGAAUGCAGUUUUAAAGGAAAAGACCUGCAAACUGAUUGCUUCAACUACAUCAAGAUCUUACUGAGAGUGAACAGCACUCACCUUUACGUGUGUGGAACCUACGCCUUCAGCCCCAUCUGUGCUUACAUUAACACUGCCAACUUCUCCCUCGUCAGGAGUAACUCUGGCGAGAUUGUCACAGAGGAUGGACGGAGCCGUUGCCCCUUUAACCCUGAAUACAAGUCCACCGCCAUCAUGGCUGAUGGAGAACUGUAUGCUGGGACAGUCAGCAAUUUCCAGGGGAAUGAACCAAUCAUUUAUAAGAGUCUCAGCCAAGGAACUGCUCUAAAAACGGAAAAUUCACUCAACUGGCUUCAAGACCCGGCCUUUGUGGGUUCCGCUUACAUCCAGGAAAGCCUGCCCAAGGGCAACCCUGUGGGUGAUGAUGAUAAGAUUUACUUCUUCUUCAGUGAGGCGGGAAAGGAGUUUGAUUUCUUUGACAACACCAUCGUGUCACGCAUUGCUCGCGUGUGCAAGGGAGACUUGGGAGGAGAACGUGUCCUGCAGAAAAAGUGGACCACCUUUCUCAAAGCUCAGCUUUUGUGCUCACUGCCUGAUGACGGCUUCCCGUUUAACAUCAUCCAGGACAUGUUUGUGUUGACACCCAGCCCAGGGGACUGGAAGAACACUGUGUUUUAUGGUGUCUUCACCUCUCAGUGGUAUAAUGGUGCUUCAGGAAGCUCUGCUGUGUGUUCCUUUACCAUGGACCAAGUGGAAAAGGCCUUCAGCGGCCGUUACCGUGAAGUCAACAGAGAAACCCAACAGUGGUACACUUAUAACCAUCCCGUCCCUGAACCUCGACCUGGAGCGUGUAUCACGAAUGGAGCCCGUAGCCAGCACAUCUCGUCAUCACUACACAUGCCAGACAAGGUGUUGAAUUUUGUCAAAGAUCACUUCCUCAUGGACAGCGUGCUCCGCAGCCAGCCUCUGUUGCUCAAACGCCACGUUCGCUACAGGCAGAUUGCUGUGCAUCAAGUGCAGGCGGUGCACAAAGCCUACCAUGUGCUCUUCAUUGGCACCGAUGAUGGCAAACUCCAUAAAGCCAUAAGCGUGAAGAACAAGAUGCACAUUAUCGAGGAGAUGGUGCUCUUCCGUGACUCCCAGCCAGUGCAGCACAUAGAACUAGACUCUGAAAGGGGUCUGCUCUAUGUUUCCACUUUCUCUGAACUGGUGGAGGUCCCGGUAGCUAACUGCACUAAUUACCAGAGCUGCGGGGAGUGCAUCCUCUCCAGGGACCCUUACUGCGCCUGGAAUGGCAGGCAGUGUGUUGAUGUCAGACAGGCUCCACCAAGCAAUGUGUUGCAGCAGGAUGUGGAUAAUGCAGACGCGGCAGCUAUUUGCACCAAGACAGUAGCUAGUGCACGCUUUGCUAAAUCUGCACACACACGAACGUCAUCAUGUCAGGUGAUCAUUAUUCCCUCCAACACCUUCCAAGUGUUGCCGUGUGUGCUGCGCUCCAAUCUGGCUGACAGAGCGUGGGUGUUCAGUGAGAGUUCGGGUCACUUCCAUUACCCCAGUCCAGAGGGGGGGCUGGUGGUGUUUGCUCAGGCUGACCAACAGGAGACCUACGAGUGCUGGUCUGUGGAGGAAGGUUUCCGACAGCUACUGGCAAACUACUGCGUGAGGGGCGAGGCCAAGCACGAGAGCACCACUCAGAUGGGCCGCACACGGGCACCGGCCAUGUCACAGGACGAGUUUGUCAUCCUUCCCGGCGAGGCUCGCUCCCCGCAGAUCAAUACCAAGACCUACUGGAACGAGCUAAUCGUAGUGUGCGCCCUUUUGGCCUUCUCUUUGCUGGUCUUUUCCCUGUUUGUGGUGUACAGGCACCGCGACCACAUGAAGUCCAUGCUCAAAGAGGGCGAGUGCCCCAACAUACAACAGAAGAAGCCCAGAAUGGUUGUGAAGCCCGCUGAGAACUUGCCGCUCAACGGCAACGCGGUGGCCACCUCGGUGGCGGAUCACAAGGGCUACCAGACACUUCACGACAACUACAUCUGCGGCACACCGUCCCAUGAGUACUCGUCUCCUGACAACAGCAAGAGCUUCUCAGAGGCAGAGAAGAGGCCUCAGAACUUACAGGAUAGUCGAGUGGAGAUCUCUUCUACCAGCCCACGGCCUCGAGUUAGACUGGGAUCGGAGAUAAAAGACUCAGUGGUGUAAAGAUUCACCAGGAGGGACACCUUUUAAAUGAAUAUAAGUGACAGUGCACCUGCUGAAAGACUCCUCGGAGAUG